Xyrichtys novacula (pearly razorfish) is the source of this 4945-nucleotide messenger RNA. Lineage: Eukaryota; Metazoa; Chordata; Actinopteri; Labriformes; Labridae. The record is from the annotation of a GenBank genome assembly.
CUGCAUGCAGUCAGAGUUACAGAAGACAUGCUUGUACAGCGCUACAGAGAAGCUGCUUGUUCUGAGGAGGAAGAGUUUUAACAUAUUUUCAAGAGGAGGAAAUACUGAGAGAAAAGUACUUCUACUCUAAUUCCACACAAGAAGAUUCAAAGACAAGUUGGAUUAAUUUUUUUUUAAUCAUCUUAGUGAUGAGUUGUCAUCGAAAUCAGACUGAUCCAGAUCAUCUCCAUGGGUUCAUCAUUGCAAAGGUAAGCCGGCAGUUAAAUUCAAGGACAACUAAUGCUCAGAGAGGUUAUUAUUGUGUGUUUUCUUUCAAGUUUUGCAAAAUUGUACAUUUUAUUGUUGCUGUCAUGGUUAAAAAAAGGAGUCACUUAAACGUAUGAAAACACUGAACUUCAAAGGAAAUUCUUCUUAAACUCUACAGAAUAACAAACUAAAUGUUAAACUGUCAGUAUUACUGUUAAAUCAUUAUAAUACAUGAUUUUGCACAUAAAUUGAUAUUCAUCCAUUACUGAGCAAUCUUUAAAUAUCUGUCACAAUUUAAAUUAAUCAAGAAAUGCUAUUUUACCAUAAAUUCUCUUCUGUGGGUUUGGUCAAGAGAAAUAAAUCAUGAUAUAUAAAUAGCUGCAGAACAAGUAACUCAAAUUUUCUUUUACUUUGAAAAAUCAGUGAUACAUUUAAAAAAAAAACACCCACCAGAUUUCAAACAAGCUUGUGUUCUUACACAGAAGAGCACACAGAUGGCGCUGUGUCUGUUUCCUUCCACCACUAAUAAUCCAAUUAAGUCAAGGUAAAUUUCUUUAAAGUGCAUUUAGUCUAAUACUGACACUUUUCUUGAUAAAUAAAUGGUUUUGCACUUGUGUCUUGUUUUGACUGCGUACUGUUGACAGCUCCAACUUGCUGCUGCAGGUAAUAAUACCUGAGCAGGAAUGCCUGCAGCAGCAGAGGUCAAAGUAGAGCAGAAACUGCCCGAACUUGUUCAAACUUUCCUUCUGUCGUGAGUGAAGAGGAAAGCAAGAUGUCUGACACUGACAUGAAAUUUGAAACUUGUCUGGAACUGUUUGGAAAUUCUUAAAUGUGAAAAAGAGGAAAUUGUCUAUGGACUUUACACUGUGCAUCAUGUUAUAGCUUAGAGUUACAUAAAAAAAAUCUUCAUGAGUGUUAUGUAACUUUGCCACUCUGCUGCUUUUAUGAGAGACUGGCAGACAGAUUUCCUACCUCUGACAGCAACUCUGAUUGAGCAACUGGGAUAUUUUAUUUUGAUUGUGGGUGCGGUUGACAUGUUACAGCUAAAAUCCCUCAUCGCCUCCAUGGAAACACUCUGCUCCCAAUUCACAUGGAGCCAGACACAACAAGUUCGGGCACACAAGCUAAAAAAACACUUUGAUGACAUAAGCCACGUCGAAGUUGGCUGUCACACGUCUCUCAUGAAGUUUUGGACUAACAUCAUUUUUAAGUGUUUUAGUAUUUUUAAGUAAAGUUGUGGCUCUAAGAAAAGCAUUGAAAGUUAUAUCAGGACUUUUCUCAUUAUAGAGGACCAAUAAGAUUUUCAACCCAAUAUUUUCACAUUUGUCUCCUUUCAGAAUCUCCCUUACCUGACGAUGAACAACUGGCCCAGAGCUCCGCGGUGAUGCUCGCCAUGCCAUGCUUUAACUCCUCGGGCAUCCUGGCCCCCUCCCCUCCCUCUAACCACACCAUCAUGCCACAGACGCCUGAGAUGGAGGCCGUGGCAUGUAAUGUCACCCGUCCAGCCAACAACCCCACUGCUGCCGGCCUCACCAUGACUCUGGGGAUCGUGUUCAACAUGGUCGCCCUCAUCAUACUCGCCAAGGCUUAUAACCGCUUCCGCCGGAGGUCAAAGGCCACUUUCCUGCUCUUCGCCAGCUCUCUGGUGGCCACAGAUCUUGCUGGACAUGUGAUCCCUGGAGCCCUUGUACUGAGCAGAUACUCUUCAGGCACUAAGUCCACAGCAGAUCCCCCUACUGGUUCGAGAGGUGACCCUGCAGAUCUGGAUGCUUCUUGUUUGUUUCUGGGAGGAUGCAUGGUCUUCUUUGGUCUGUGCCCGCUCUUCCUUGGGUGUGCCAUGGCUGCAGAGCGCUGUAUGGGUAUCACCAAGCCUCUGCUGCAUGCUCGGCUGGUGACCACAGCGCGGACAAAGAUGGCACUGACUAUGAUCUGGCUGCUGGCUCUGUGUGUUGCGCUCCUGCCCAACUUCAGCCUGGGUGCCUAUACUUAUCAGUACCCAGGGACUUGGUGCUUCAUUAGGGUCAUGGAGGGCACUGAACUGAAAGACUUGGCCUUUGUGGUGCUGUUCUCUGGACUGGCUCUGGGCUCUCUGGCCUUAGCCUUUGUGUUUAACACCAUCAGUGGGAUCAGGUUAAUCAGAGCUCGGCUAAAGAACAAGACCAGCACCCAGCGCCGCUCAGCCCGAUCCCAUGACACAGAGAUGGUGGUGCAGCUGGUUGGCAUCAUGGUUACUUCUUGUAUCUGCUGGAGCCCUCUGCUGGUGAGUGUGGAGAAAAACACAGACCAAAUAUAACUAGCAUUUUCACUUCUUCUUUCACCAAUAUUUGACAGCAUGUUUUAAAUUAUUACAUCAUCCACACCUUCCAACACAACCAAAACUUAUUUAAAAAGUUUGUUACCUUUAUACACUGAAACAUCUGUUUCCUAAGCAGUUAGCAAAGACAUGUAUUUUUGUCAAAACUGCAAUCUAUGUAAAACCACAAAGCCUGCAGGUUCCUUUUUUGACUUCCUGAUAUUAGAUAAAGUCAGAGAGUUCAUUUUGUUUUUCCUUCAUAUGGAUUAUUGUUUCGUUUCUCCUCUUUAUCUGAUCUAAAUAUUUUCCUCUCAGUCCGUUCUCACCACGUCUUUCACUUUGUUUGAUUGGCUUUUUGAAAUACAUCAAACUUGCUAGUUUUUGCCUCUUUGAAAAAUUAAAGAUUUCUAUUUUGAUUUGAAAACUUUCUACAUUAAUUUCAAUUAAGUUUUAAUUGUUUUAACAAUUUGAGGCUGUACAAGAUGACAAUGAGUAAAACCAAUGAUAAGGUAGUGUUGCGCUUCGAUUACUCACUCCCUCUAAGAUUUUGCAGGCUUUUUUUUGAUUAUUGCCUGAUUCUGCAGCCGCUUUUCAAAAAGUGCAAAACCCGAAGCGAAUAGAAGUAUAUGCAACAAAUAUCAAUGAAAUGCAGGGGGCCAGCAGAGGGCGCUCACGUUGCAGAACACUUGAUUUUUUUUUCACUAUCAUGCAAUGCGAUAAAUUGAAAUGGUUGUGUAAAAAUGAACUGCAACUCGUUUUCACGAUUGAAAAUAAUGAAAUUAAUAGCAUUUGCCAAAUUUUGAUUUUUCUACAUCUUUGGGAUUUAUCUGUUGGAGGGGAAAAUAUAUCAUUUUAGAGUUAUGUCCAGCUGAAAUUUAAACAUUUGAGUACUUUCCACUGCUGUUGUUAGUAGUCUAGUAGUAAGUCUAGUAGAAAAAGAGCCGUACAGCUUGCAUAAAUGUGUUCUUGUGAGUUGUGAUCCAGCCUCUUUAUAUUUAAUUCUUUUAUGAUUUUUUUUUUUUUUGCUUAAACUAUUUUUUCUCUCUUGUCUUCAGAUCUUUGGACUGAUGUCAGCCAUAAGGUCUUACAGUGGCACCCUUGGCAGUGACAAAGACACUUACAGGUGGCUAAUGGUGACAGGUGUCAGGAUGGCAACCUGCAACCAGAUCCUGGACCCAUGGGUCUACAUCCUACUGCGACGUGCCAUCCUCAGGAAGAUCUACCGUAUUACUAAGAAGCAAGCCAGUCUGAAAGGGAGCAUGAUCCGCUCGAUACGCUGGGAAAGUAACUUCUCUCAGAGCUCAGACAAAAACAAAGUAAACAAGACUCAAAUGCACUGAAAUGGACGUGUCUACUGUCACUUUUAAAGGGGUUCUCUGUCACCGGCCAGUAGGAUCAAUGCUGAGGCCAGGAGUCGAUUAUCCUGAUCAUAAUACAGUAUAAAUGUUAAUAUGGAAAAAAAAUGUUUUCACUUGAUGUUGAAAAAGAGAGCUAUGCUGGUUGAAUCAUAUGAAGUAAAAAUAUUGGGACUGAAAUAUUCCUAAGCAGCUUAUUAGAACCUCCAUGUUGUUGUAUGUGGUAAAAUUAAAGAGUAAAAAGAAGAUGUUUGUGGUGUUAAACUGAAUGCAUCAAGAGCCAUGGUCAGGUCAUGUUUGCACCACAGUCUUAGAUUUGCUCUAAUAUAACUUUCUGUUGACAUGAAGUCUGUGUCCACUUUUGUAGCAAACAUCUCAUCGUUCAAGAAUAGUUUGUAAAUAAAGAGUUAAUGACUUUUGUAAAUGCUCUCAUUAUAUGUGAGGAAAAAAAAGAAAAAGCUGUGAUUUGACCUCAGCUUAAGAUGUGAAAAAACAUGUUUGUACAUAUGUCUGAUUUAGUGCUGUGAUAUGAAUGUGAAUGUGUGUUUUUUGUUGCUCUUUUUAUGUUUGUUUGUCUUGUUAUUUGUUUGUGUGUAGCUGAGAAUGUAUCAACAGUAUUUUCCCUGACUUUCCAGGGACUAAAGUGAAGCUAUAGAACACGUUGCAAAAAAGCUAAAUGAAUGUGAUAUUGUUAAAAAAAAAAUGGAAUGUAAAAUCCAAAAAUAAAUGUUUUCAACAAUUUCAAUUUUUGUGGUUUGCACCAGUAAUGUAUGCAAUAUUUUAUACAUUCUAAAAUAUAAUUUUUCAUGAUGAAAGCAAACUGUGGACAACAUUUGUGGUAACAAGUCAUUGUCUUGUGUGCAAAGGGAGUUAUCUCACAAAAAGCAUUAAAAUCGCGUGAAAACAAGUCAAUAAUGUUGUGCAUUAUAUGAUGGUACCAUGGAAACAAGUAGCCUUGUGAAAAUGAAAAAUCCUGUAUGCACAUGAUAUUUAUGUUAUGACUUUUUCCUAUUAUGGAACUUUCCAUACAAUAAAAUAACUUAUUACCACA